Oncorhynchus masou masou (cherry salmon) is the source of this 594-nucleotide messenger RNA. RefSeq names its product serine dehydratase-like (gene sdsl). The record is from RefSeq and is a predicted model, not a curated record. Lineage: Eukaryota; Metazoa; Chordata; Actinopteri; Salmoniformes; Salmonidae. Gene Ontology annotation, biological process: L-serine catabolic process; L-threonine catabolic process. Gene Ontology annotation, molecular function: L-serine ammonia-lyase activity; threonine deaminase activity.
AUGGGUUUUGCAGUGUGGGAGGAUGCUAAUGAUGAGGCCCUGCGUCUGACCCAGACUGAUGGCCUGACCUAUUGUAUGUUCCACCCUUUGACCAUCCUCUGCUCUGUUUAUAAUUGUAAUAAGGCACCUCUGGGGUUUGUGAUAUAUGGCCAAUAUGAAAAGGAGGUGGACUGGGGCAGUGUGCACUUCAUCUGGGAGACUGAGGGAGCAGACUGUUUUAACGCAGCAGUAAAGGAUGCCAGGGUGGUCACCCUCCCUGACAUCACGUCAGAGGCCAAGUGUCUGAGUGCGAAGAUGGUGUGAAGGCAGGCCUUUGAGUGCAGUAAGGGGGGAAACGUGAACAUCGUAUCAGAGCUGGUCACUGAGCAGCAGGCUCUGCAAGCAGUGGAGACCUUCCUGGACGAGGAGCGUGUGCUGGUGGAGCUGGCCUGCGGGGCUGCAUUAGCAGCUGUGUACUGUGGGGUCAUCCAGAGUCUGCAGGGUGAGGGCCGGCUGCCCGUUCCCCAAGCAGGGCCCCUGGUGAUGAUCGUCUGUGGAGGCAGCAGCGUCAAUCAAGCACAGCUGGAACAUCUCAGGAAGGUCCUCAAUAGAUGA